AACACAAUUCAGAAGAAAAAAAAAACAGCUAGAAAGCAGAGCAUCCAUGGAAGAUUUUGGAGCAAGUUUGGAGGAGCUAAGGAAGACAUUCCGUUCAGGUAAAACAAGGGAAGAAUCUUGGAGGAGAUCCCAGUUGAAAGCUUUGCUCAGACUGGUUCAGGAGAAAGAAGAUGAAAUCUCCAUGGCCCUCAAACAAGACCUGGGAAAACACCAUGUUGAAGCCUACAGAGAUGAGAUUGGACCACUUGUAAAGUCUAUAGAGUUUGCCAUGGCAGGCUUAAAGGGCUGGAUGUCUGGUAAAAAGGCCAAAUUGCCCUUUGCUGCAUUCCCUGCAAAAGCGGAGAUAAUUCCUGAACCCCUGGGUUUAGUCCUGGUUUUUUCAGCUUGGAAUCUCCCUAUUGGGUUAGCAUUGGAACCCAUCAUCGGAGCAAUAGCCGCAGGGUGUGUUGCUGUUCUUAAGCCGUCAGAGCAGGCUCCGGCAUGUUCAUCAGUGAUAGCCAAGUCUAUUUCUGCUUAUUUAGACCCUAAAGCUUUUAAGGUGAUUGAAGGUGGGAGUUUGGUUUCUGAGAGGCUGUUGGAGCAUAAAUGGGACAAGAUUUUCUUCACAGGCAGUGCAGCGGUGGGGAGACUCAUUAUGACUGCCGCGGCGAAGCACCUGACUCCGGUCACUUUGGAACUGGGAGGAAAAUGCCCUGCCAUUGUUGAUUCUCUUUCCAGUUCUUGGGAUAAAGAUAUUGCAUUGAAAAGGAUUCUUGCUGGAAAAUUUGGCACCUGUUCUGGUCAAGCAUGCAUUGUAAUUGACUACAUACUUGUGGAAAGGAAGUUUUCAUCUGAGCUGGUCCAACUUCUGAAGAAAUAUAUCCAGGCAGUUUUUGGAGACAAUCCAAAACAGACACACUCUGUUGCCAGGAUAGUCAGCAAAAAACACUUCACAAGGCUGAAGAGUUUUUUGGAUGAGCCUAAAGUGAAAGCUUCUCUGGUCUAUGGUGGUUUAAUGGAUGAAGAUAAUCUGUUCAUCGAGCCAACGCUGUUGGUGGAUCCCCCUCUUAAUGCUGCAGUCAUGACAGAAGAAAUCUUUGGUCCAAUUCUCCCAAUAAUAACACUGGAGAAAAUUGAAGACAGCAUUGAUUUCAUCAACUUCAGGCCUAAACCUCUUACCAUUUAUGCCUUCACUCAUAAUGAAACACUCAAGAACAAGAUAGUAUCUCAGACAUCUUCAGGAAGCUUGGUGUUCAAUGAUACAAUUGUCCAAUAUGCAGCUGAUACUCUUCCAUUUGGGGGAGUUGGAGAGAGUGGGUUUGGGAGGUACCAUGGGAAGUUCUCAUUUGAUACAUUCAGCCAUGAGAAAGUAAUUGCUAGAAGAAGUUAUCUGAUAGACUUUUGGUUCAGAUAUCCUCCAUGGGAUUUUAAGAAGCUUCAGCUCCUAAAGGCUGGCUACAGAUUUGAUUAUGUUAGCAUUGUUCUCAUGUUCUUGGGACUAAAGAGAACCUAUUAGCCUAUGCUUGAAUUUGUGUGAUCUUGUUUUGGUUGCUAUGCAACACCCAUGCAUUGUGUGAUCCACUAAGUUAAUUAACUAUAUAUAAAAGAAAUUCUACAAUGUCAUGUUUUCAAUAUGAAAAAUGGUGGAGAUAUUACUUAUAUUUGUAAUUUCUAUUAUAAACA
Messenger RNA from Ipomoea triloba (trilobed morning glory), 1662 nucleotides. Its product is annotated as aldehyde dehydrogenase family 3 member F1-like. The transcript is spliced from 10 exons. Gene Ontology annotation, biological process: aldehyde metabolic process. The record is from RefSeq and is a predicted model, not a curated record. NCBI's taxonomy places the organism in Eukaryota, Viridiplantae, Streptophyta, Magnoliopsida, Solanales, Convolvulaceae. Gene Ontology annotation, cellular component: cytoplasm. Gene Ontology annotation, molecular function: aldehyde dehydrogenase (NAD+) activity. The coding region runs from base 47 to 1495 and encodes 482 amino acids.